UCGUUGUUGGGGUAGAGGAACAAAACGAAAACAAGCUUUUUAAAGUAAACAACAUAAAAUGCAGGAGAUCCUCUAUUCGCUGGACGGCAUCUUUUUUGGUCUUUCCGGCUACUAUUUGGCAGCAUUGCUUGUAAGCGCUUUAAUAGCGCUCUACUUUACCAAUUUCUUCAAGGACGAUGAACAGGAGGACGAGGGAUUGGGCGCUGAUGAGGUGCGCUUAGAAGAUGACCCGAAAAUACAGGCACAAUUGCGUGCUCGCCUACAAUCCGAAAUCGACGACGACGAAGCCUACGAGGAUGAGCUGCUCAGUGAUAGUGAAACGGAGCAAGGAUCAGGAGGCACUGCAGCAAAGUCUCCGUACCAUUAUAAUCAUCUUGUGAGCAAGUUCAAGACCAAACGGUACCAACGCAAACUGGAGAAGAAUCUCACACCCAAGCAGAUGGAGGAAGAGCGACGCAUUGAAAGUGAACAGCUGGCGGCUAUAUUCGAUUUGCUGCGCAAGCAGGAGGCCGAACUCAAUCUCAAUGGCAUGAGCGAGGUGGACUUGAAGGAGCAAGUAAAGCUGUAUCGUUAAAAGGCCGCUAGUCCUAAACACAAACUCUUUUUACCUGAACUUGUGAUUAUAUUAGUUGCAUAUUGUCUCGAUAUUUGCGUAGCUUAGGCAGCGGCAAUCCGUAAUUCAAUUGAUGGAAUAAUUAGCCAUCAAAAACAAACCCCAUUCGGCACAAAACAAACUGAUACCCUCCCGCAUAACUUCAAUUUAUGAUCAAAGCAUUGCAAAUUUAUUUUGGAGAGAUUUUGGGAAAUAAUUAGCAUUUUUUUAGAGCCAAUAUUCUAUAAUCUUGACGGGUUUGUUGUAUGGGUUUUUGAUUGUUUGAAUUGUGAAAUAUUAUAUAAACUUUGCCCAAGCAUAUCUUAAUAUCAAGUGCCACCAAUUUGUAGAUUUAGUUUUCGGUUCAAUUCAAGGUAGCUUCCGACUACGUUUUGACAUAUGAUUUACCCGGUCUAUAUCUAAAUAAUUUCAUGAAUGUGAUAACAUGGCUUCUUAAUGGCA
This is a messenger RNA of Scaptodrosophila lebanonensis, 1054 nucleotides long. Its product is annotated as matrix-remodeling-associated protein 7. The record is from RefSeq and is a predicted model, not a curated record. NCBI's taxonomy places the organism in Eukaryota, Metazoa, Arthropoda, Insecta, Diptera, Drosophilidae. The transcript is spliced from 3 exons. Bases 59 to 574 code for a protein of 171 amino acids.